This is a messenger RNA of Anopheles funestus (African malaria mosquito), 1467 nucleotides long. RefSeq names its product cleavage stimulation factor subunit 2 tau variant-like. The coding region runs from base 189 to 1352 and encodes 387 amino acids. Gene Ontology annotation, cellular component: mRNA cleavage and polyadenylation specificity factor complex. The record is from RefSeq and is a predicted model, not a curated record. Gene Ontology annotation, molecular function: mRNA binding. Lineage: Eukaryota; Metazoa; Arthropoda; Insecta; Diptera; Culicidae. The transcript is spliced from 3 exons. Gene Ontology annotation, biological process: mRNA 3'-end processing.
GGCGAAAACAAACCCAAGGCGAAACAUUGCCCAUUCUGUCAAAACACCGCUUUCAUCGAGGAAAGUUUGUUUACAUCCCGGCCUGUGCACAAAAAUUGAAAACGGAACAGAAAGAAAAAUCUUUUAAGAAAAGAGUGAAUAAAAUAAUAAAAUAUUAUAUAUUAGAACAUACAACAGGCAGCAUCAAAAUGGUGGACCGACACGAUCAAACGUUGAUGGAUAAAUCGAUGCGAUCCGUUUUCGUUGGAAACAUUCCGUACGAAGCGACAGAAGAAAAGCUUAAAGACAUAUUCUGUGAGGUCGGUCCAGUGCUGUCGUUAAAAUUGGUUUUCGACCGCGAAAGUGGCAAACCGAAAGGAUAUGGAUUCUGCGAGUAUAAAGACCAGGAAACAGCACUCAGUGCAAUGCGCAAUUUGAAUGGGUAUGAAUUCGGUGGCCGUGCGCUGCGUGUGGACAACGCCUGUACGGAAAAAUCGCGCAUGGAAAUGGCUGCCCUGCUGCAAGGACCGCAGGUAGAAAAUCCGUACGGUGAUGAGUGCGAUCCAGCCGAUGCACCCGAUAUGAUCGCGAAAGCCGUCACAGGACUUCAACCGGACCAGAUGUACGAGCUGAUGCGGCAAGCGAAGGCCUGCGUACAGAACGAUCCCGAGGAGGCGCGAAACAUGUUGCUGGAAAAUCCGCAGCUUACGUACGCACUGCUCCAGUCGGCGGUCGUUAUGCGAAUUGUCGAUUCGCAUACGGCGCUUUCAUUUUUACACGCCCGUCACACAAUGCCACCGGUGCUGACUGAAGAUCCGAUGAGUAUUUUGCCCGGCCAUGAACCCAUGCACUCAUCGUUCGUCCCGGAUGGGCAUGGACCGAUGCAGGGCACAACGUUUCACGACAGUGACGAACGCCAUCUGCUUAACGAUCGCGCUCCACCGCUCGGAAUGGACAUAGAUUUGCGUAUGAUAGAUCCAUUUUUGGGACCGCAUCGUGCACCGGAUAUGGUACCGGGUAACGUUCCCGAGCCGGGCUUUGCACCACCGCCCGAAAUAAGACCCCAGCGUCCCGUUGAUCCACGAUUGGCCAAAGAUCCACGUUUGGAGGCCGCAUCGUCUGCAGCGGCUGGAUUGGCCUCAAUGGGUAACAAACCAAUUCCACCACCACCACCAGCAUCAGACCAUCAGACAGUAACGGAACUAGGAUCGAAAUCGAAAUCAGGUUCAACCGAUGCAUCGGAUCAGGAAAAGGCAGCAUUAAUAAUGCAAGUAUUGCAGCUAUCCGACGAACAGAUUGCCCUGCUGCCACAAGAUCAACGUGCUAGCAUCCUUGUGCUAAAGGAACAAAUUUCACGAAAUGCACCAAAAUAAGUACAAAUUAAGAGCAAAAGAAAAACGGAAUGUUAUGCUUCAAUUAAAACAAAAAUAGGUUUGAAAGGGGUGCACCUUAUUUCUUCCUAAAUAAAUUAAUGUUUUCAUAUUGAAA